This is a messenger RNA of Yamadazyma tenuis ATCC 10573, 1130 nucleotides long. NCBI's taxonomy places the organism in Eukaryota, Fungi, Ascomycota, Pichiomycetes, Serinales, Debaryomycetaceae. The record is from RefSeq and is a predicted model, not a curated record.
AUGGGUCACGACGACACCUCGGGCGUCCUCGCGGCCCACGGCGCUUCCCCCAACAAGAGGGACCCUAACUCCAGACCUUAUAAAUGCCCCAUGUGUGACAAGGCUUUCCACCGCUUGGAACACCAAACUCGCCAUAUCCGCACGCAUACGGGCGAAAAGCCCCAUAGUUGUAACUACCCCGGGUGCUUCAAGAAGUUUCUGAGAUCGGAUGAACUCACCCGCCAUUCACGAAUCCACACCAACCCGAACUCCAGGAGGAAUAAAAACUUGCUGAAGAAAAAGGGCACGGGCGGUGGGGCUGGCGGCACAUCCCACGACUUUGAUACCAAGACCACGCCUCCGGCCAGUCCUCCUAAUGGUAGGGCCGACCGGGGUAGUUCCACCACCAACAUCGACAUAUUGGCGUCUGCUGCCUCCCAGGAGCUCAACUUGUUGAACUCCAAGUCCUUGCCGUCGCUCACCGACUACUUCAAGACGUCCAACGUCUCCAACUCAUUUUCCACCAAUAAUCUCCAAUAUUUGUCGAGUUUGGCGGUCAACCAGUAUCAUCCCAAACCCAAGCUCAAUACCUUGUCGUCACUCAAGCGUAUGACGCCGUUGGAGAUGCCACACGCCUCCACCGGCAUUCUCAAGGACACGGACUUGGACUAUGUGAAGCAACGGCUUAAGAAGUCACGGCCCAACUCCCCCACAUUAUCCACCAAGAACUUCACGCUACCCAACUCACCGGUGUUGGGCUUAAGUCUGGUCACCACCCCCAUCUUGUCGGCCAACAACAGUUCGACCAACUUGCACUCAUACUUCCAGAGCCAUAAUACCCAUGGGACACGGCACCACGGGGUGCAGCAGCCGCCACCAGCCCCGGCCCCGGCCCCCGUCGCCCAGACCUCGAGCUACGCUGGCCUGGCAAACAACGAGGAGGACACCACGCACUUGCCCAGUAUCCGGUCGUUGAAGUUGGACUUGCCGAAGAACAUGUCGAUUAAUCAGGCAUCCAGGUAGGAUCCAGAGUCCAUCAAGGGAGGUACGAUCAAGAGUUGUUCAACCAGGGAGGUAGAACCUGCCGUCGACAGCUCAUGGCAACGUUGACGGACUCUUCUUGUAAUAUAGAAUGUAAAAUAAACAUUAAU